Molecule: messenger RNA, 5032 nt
Organism: Manihot esculenta (cassava)
Lineage: Eukaryota; Viridiplantae; Streptophyta; Magnoliopsida; Malpighiales; Euphorbiaceae
Product: putative phospholipid-transporting ATPase 9
Exons: 11
Coding region: 1142-4720 (1192 amino acids)
Biological process (GO): phospholipid translocation
Cellular component (GO): plasma membrane
Molecular function (GO): ATPase-coupled intramembrane lipid carrier activity; ATP binding; ATP hydrolysis activity
Source: RefSeq, a predicted model, not a curated record
GCAGAGUAAUUUGACAGAUUCCUUGCACGUAUACGCGGGCAGGAUUAAUCUAAUUCUAAUUGAAUCGUCAGAGCAACACUUAUUAGAAAUUAUGUAAUUCUUCUAUUUAUUUUUUAAAAAAAUUUAAUUAUUAGUUAAUAGAAAGUCAAAAAAAUGCGAGAUCUAAUAUCCAAGUCUACCUUCAAAGCGUUCCAGUUGCGCCAUCUUCUCUUCUUCUUCUUCUUCUUCUUCUUCUUCUGCCUCUUCUUCUUGUUCUUAAUUUCCCCUUUCUCCGUCUUUUCUUUUCCUAGAAAAUUUCAAAUGGGAUAACUGUAAUACUAAUAUUAAUUAUUAUUUUUUUAUUAUUAUUAUGGACCCAUUAAUUGCAGGUUCACAUUCUGGUCUAUUUAUGGUUUCAACAACUCUCAACUUCUUCACAAUUUCCUUUGUUUUAAUCACUUAAUUAACGACUCGUUCUUCCUUGAGUUGUCUAAGGCGGAGAUUACACUUUUUCAUCUCUUUGGAUUUGCAUAAAUAAACUCGUAGACGUAGGUGGCUUCUUCUGUCUUGUCUGAUCCUCUGUUCUCUUCUUUCCUUUACGUUUCUCUUUUUCAGCAUCCUGGGUUUGCUCUUUUAGUUCUUCUGUUCGUUUCGUUUUAAAUUUUCUCUAACUGGGUUUUUGGAUUUUGAGCUUUUGGUCAAUUGUACUGCAGUAGCUUAAUUUGGGCUUGUGUAAUUUUUUUUUUUUGUCUUUCUGGGUAUUUGUGUUUUUUUUCCCCAUUUGAAUAUUUGGGGUUUGGUGAUUCUGAGUUUUGUCACAAUGAGCAUUUGCUUUUCAAGGAGCCACUCCAGCUCCUUUUAGUGGUAUUUUUUGGAGUUAUUGAAGAAUUCUGGUUUUGGGCAUCUUUUGCUAACUUAGUUUCCUGCAGAGAAGCUGCAUUAGCUGCGUAAAUUUGCCCUAACAAACUGGCAAAGGUUGAGUUGUCAGUAUAAUUUAGUUGUCGUCAGUUGGUAUUGUUGCAUAUUAUUACAUCAUUCUAGUUCUGUGCAUUGCUUGUGCGUUGUAUUCCUUCUAGAAGCUACAUUUAUCAGCGUCAAUUCUCUCCCAUAAACAGCAAAGUUCCAUUCUUUCGCUUGUUUGUUUGGUCGGUUCCUCUUUGCAAUGGCUGGUGGCAGAAAGAAGAAAUUGCGUCUUAGCAAGAUCUACUCAUUUGGAUGCGGGAGGUCAUCCUUCCAGGAUGACCAUUCACAGAUAGGGGGACCAGGGUUUUCAAGGCUUGUUUUCUGCAAUGAACCUGACAGCUUUGAAUCUAGCUUUGAAUCUGGAAUUCGAAAUUACAUCAACAAUUAUGUUAGUACUACCAAAUAUACUCCUGCUACUUUCUUGCCCAAAUCAUUGUUCGAGCAGUUUAGGAGAGUGGCCAACUUUUAUUUCCUGGUUAGUGGCAUCUUGUCUUUCACUCCUCUUUCGCCUUAUGGGGCUAUCAGUGCCAUUAUCCCUCUCAUCGUUGUUAUUGGAGCCACCAUGGUCAAAGAAGGAAUUGAAGAUUGGAAGCGACAACAGCAGGAUAUUGAAGUGAAUAACAGAAAAGUUAAAGUGCAUCAAGGUGAUGGUGUUUUCAAGCAGACUGUAUGGAAGAAUCUAAGGGUGGGAGAUAUAGUGAAGGUGGAGAAGGAUGAAUUCUUUCCAGCAGACCUUCUUUUGAUUUCCUCUAGUUAUGAUGAUGCAAUCUGCUAUGUUGAGACUAUGAACCUUGAUGGAGAGACAAAUUUGAAAAUAAAACAGGCAGUGGAGGCAACUACUUUCUUACACGAGGAUUCCAACUAUAAGGAUUUCAAGGCUACUAUAAAAUGCGAAGAUCCAAAUGCAAAUUUAUACUCCUUUAUAGGAACUUUGGAUUUUGAAGAAAACCAAUAUCCCCUCAGUCCUCAACAGCUUCUCCUUAGAGACUCAAAACUCAGAAAUACAGACUACAUAUAUGGGGCAGUUAUCUUCACUGGACAUGACACAAAGGUUAUGCAAAACUCCACAGCCCCUCCUUCAAAGAGAAGCAAAAUUGAAAAGAAGAUGGAUUCAAUUGUCUACCUCUUGUUUGGUAUCGUAUUUUUUAUGGCAUUAACUGGAUCUAUUGUCUUUGGCAUUAUAACUGGAGAUGAUUUAGAAAAUGGCAGGAUGAAAAGGUGGUAUCUUAGACCAGAUGAUUCCGAAGUUUACUUUGAUCCUGAUAAAGCGGCGAUUGCAGCAGUUCUUCAUUUUCUGACUGCCAUAUUGCUAUAUAGCUACUUCAUUCCCAUCUCCUUGUACGUAUCAGUAGAAGUUGUUAAAGUUCUACAAAGCAUUUUCAUCAAUCAAGAUAUUCAUAUGUAUUAUGAGGAGACAGACAAACCAGCACACGCCCGUACUUCAAAUUUGAAUGAGGAACUUGGGCAAGUGGACACAAUACUUUCUGACAAGACUGGUACUUUGACCUGCAACUCCAUGGAGUUCAUCAAGUGCACUGUGGCUGGGACUCCUUAUGGCCGUGGUGUCACAGAAGUUGAGAUGGCUAUGGAUAAAAGAAAAGGUGGUCCAGUGGUUGAAGAAAAAAUAAAUGGAUGGGACCAUAACAAGGAUUCUACAAAUGCAAAACCACACAUUAAAGGAUUCAAUUUUGAAGAUGAUAGGAUUAUGAAUGGAAACUGGAUUCAUGAGCCUCAUGCUUCUGUUAUUCAAAGUUUUUUCCGCUUGUUGGCAGUCUGUCAUACUGCUAUAGCUGAAGAGGAUGAAGAUACUGGGAAGAUAUCAUAUGAAGCUGAAUCACCAGAUGAAGCAGCAUUUGUGAUUGCAGCAAGAGAAGUUGGUUUUGAAUUCUGCAGAAGGACUCAAACAAGCAUCUCAGUGCGUGAGUUGGAUAUGGUGUCUGGGAGGAGAGUUGAAAGGACAUAUACACUUUUGAACGUUUUAGAGUUUAACAGUGCAAGGAAGCGGAUGUCUGUGAUAGUAAGAACUGAAGAGGGAAAGCUAUUAUUACUUUGCAAAGGUGCUGACAGUGUGAUGUUUGAAAGGCUUGCCCUGAAUGGUAAAGAGUUUGAAGAGAAGACAAGGGAUCAUGUGAAUGAGUAUGCAGAUGCAGGCUUGAGGACCCUGAUACUAGCCUGUCGUGACCUUGAUGAAGAAGAAUACAAAGAUUUCAGUAAGAAGUUCACUGAGGCUAAGAAUUCAGUAAGUGCAGAUCGGGAAACAUUGAUUGAUGACUUGGCAGAGAAGAUGGAGAGGAAUCUAAUUCUUCUUGGUGCAACUGCUGUUGAGGACAAACUCCAAAAUGGGGUUCCUGAAUGCAUAGACAAGCUUGCCCAAGCUGGGAUUAAGAUCUGGGUUUUGACUGGAGACAAAAUGGAGACUGCCAUCAACAUUGGUUUUGCUUGUAGUUUGCUCAGACAAGGAAUGAAGCAAAUUAUAAUCAAUUUGGAGACUCCAGAGAUUCAAGCAUUGGAAAAAGCAGGAGACAAGGCGGCCAUUACAAAGGCAUCAAACGAAAGUGUUCUUCGCCAAGUAAUUGAAGGAAAAGCACAGAUUGCUGGAUCAAGUGGGGGCUCUGAUGCAUUUGCGUUGAUCAUUGAUGGGAAGUCACUUACUUAUGCUUUAGACGAUGAUAUGAAGGUGAGGUUUCUGGAGCUUGCCAUUGGUUGCUCGUCUGUGAUUUGCUGCCGUUCAUCACCAAAACAGAAGGCACUGGUCACUAGACUGGUGAAAGAAGGAACAGGAAAAACAACAUUAGCAGUGGGUGAUGGUGCCAAUGAUGUGGGUAUGCUUCAAGAAGCAGACAUUGGAGUUGGAAUCAGUGGUGUUGAAGGAAUGCAGGCUGUUAUGUCAAGUGAUGUUGCAAUUGCUCAAUUUCGGUAUUUGGAGCGGCUGCUACUUGUACAUGGACACUGGUGUUAUCGGAGGAUCUCAGCAAUGAUAUGCUACUUCUUGUACAAAAACAUUACAUUUGGCUUCUCUCUUUUCUUGUAUGAAGCAUUUACAUCAUUCUCUGCGCAACCUGCAUACAAUGAUUGGUUUAUGUCCCUGUUCAGUGUCUUCUUCACUUCACUUCCUGUGGUUGCUAUGGGUAUUCUUGACCAGGAUGUUCCCGCAGCGUCUGCGCUCAAGUUUCCUCAAUUGUAUCAAGAAGGGGUACAAAAUAUCCUCUUCAGCUGGCGCCGAAUACUCAGUUGGAUGUUUAGUGGAUUCUAUAGCGCAGUCAUUGUUUUCUUCUUCAGCACAAAAGCAAUGGAGCAUCAAGCGUUCAAUGAUGAUGGCAAAACUGUUGGGAGGGACAUCUUAGGAGCAACAAUGUACUCAUGCAUUGUGUGGGCUGUGAACUUGCAAAUGGCACUGUCAAUUAGUUACUUCACCAUAAUACAGCAUGUCUUAAUCUGGGGUUCUGUUGCUUUGUGGUACAUUUUUCUCUUGAUAUAUGGAUCCAUAACUCCCACAGCUUCUACCGAUGCCUACCAGAUCUUUGUUGAAGCCCUUGCCCCAGCCCCUUCAUACUGGCUUCUUGUACUAUUUGUGGUGAUCUCAACUGCAGUCCCAUAUUUCUCAGCAUCAGCAAUUCAAAUGCAGUUCUUUCCCAUGUACCAUCAAAUGAUACAGUGGAUGAAUUAUGAAGGACAGUCAAAUGAUCCCGAGUAUUGUGAUAUGGUGCGGCAAAGGUCGUUGCGACCAACGUCAGUCGGCUUUACAGCUCGUAGAGCUGCACGAACCAGCCGUGCAUGACCUAGGCAGCAGAAGAGUCGGAGAUCACUCAAGAUGGUAGCUAGUUAUUAUUAGAUGAAAUCUUUCAAAAGUUUUGAGUAACCUGAAAUAUCCCUAUUGUAUCUGUUUUCACCGUGGGGGAGUAUUUCAGUCGAUAUGUAUAUUUUGAUUUUAGCCUUCUGAUCCCAUAUGUAUAUUUUUUGUAUAAUGCACCUUGUAUUAGUUGUAGAAUGUAUUUAGUACAUAAGUGAGAAAAAUUCAUUACAGAAUUGAUUAGUGCUCUUUCUUUUUUCCAUAAACAUAUAUCCACCCUUAAUUCUUAUUGUACCUCAA